Messenger RNA from Blastomyces gilchristii SLH14081, 5363 nucleotides. Its product is annotated as viral A-type inclusion protein repeat protein. Gene Ontology annotation, cellular component: Golgi apparatus. The record is from RefSeq and is a predicted model, not a curated record. The transcript has 4 exons. The coding region runs from base 211 to 3801 and encodes 1196 amino acids. NCBI's taxonomy places the organism in Eukaryota, Fungi, Ascomycota, Eurotiomycetes, Onygenales, Ajellomycetaceae.
CGCAAAGGCUUAAGACUAACGGUGGCUGCCAAGAACAGCGCGAGCCAACGCUAUCCAACUGGGCUUACUCAGCCGUAGGUUGUAACACAGCUGAAUUCAGGUCUUCAUCCGUGUCUCUAAGGUUUCUAAUAAUUGAAUAUUAUAUAGAGCAUAAAGCACAACACAUCUCGCUCCGUCCGCUGAUUGAUAAACCCGCAGUUUACAGCGGCAAUGUUCCAGCGGAUCAAGGGCGCCAUAGAUUCUCGCAUAGCAGAGGAGCAAGCCCGCCAGAAAGCAGCGCAAGAGUCCAGUUCCAUUUCCCGAUCCAACUCGCACAUACGCCAAUCGCAUACCCGUGCAGCGUCUCGCGCUACAAGGCUAAAGCGAGAGAACAGCGUUUCCACGAAAACACCGGAUCCUGCUGAAUUCGAUGUGGAUUUCGUUGUAGGAGACGAUGAUUCAUCAACCAGAACCAGCACUCCUAUUCAAAUGCCCGAAGCUGGGAGAGACGGAAAUGCUGGGACUGCAGCAGACCAGGAAGGGGGUCAGGGGAGGACGAAGGAAAGGGAAAUAGACUCCACACGAUCCCAGGACGCCACACCGGAGGAACCUGCACAGAUGGAGCUUCCGACUGCAGUGAGGGUGAGAUUACGGAGGCUCGACAAGAUAGAAGGGAGAUAUCAAGAAUUAUUGAAGGCCUACCGAAUUGCGCAGGCCCGCGUAGUGUCUAUCGAACCGUUCGAAGCAUGCCUACGCGAGAAUACUCCAUUAACCUCCAUAAGUGACCCCCGCGCUUUGACAGAGUACCUGAAUCAGGUCAACCUGAAGGGUGAUAUGGUAUUGGAGGAGCUAAAGAGGGUCACCACUGAGAGGGAUGAGUAUAAGAAAAAGUUCACUGAAGCUGAGAAAUCAGCUCGUGAUGCUCAGGAAGAGGUGGCUAACUUGAGGAAGCGGAGCUUUUCUUCCGAUGGAAAAGGUUCUACGCACGGCGAAGGAGUAAACAGAAAGACUGCGCCCACGAUCGAGACGCCAUCUGCGUCCGCAGAAGGCAGUUCCUUGGAAAGUUCACAGAAAUCCCCAACCCUUUCGAUCGCAUCUAUUCCUGGAAUAUCGUUAUUUUCGCCAAGAGCGAAGGCUGUCACAUCACCUCCUCCCGUGGAAGAGAACGAAGAGUUCUUCUCCUUUGAUAACGAGAUACCCCGUUUAGAAUCGGAACUGGAAAAGAGACAACAGGAGGUUGAGGUGCUGAAAUCGGAGGUGAAAACACUUAAAGGGGAUUUGUCCGUUGCGCGUGAAUCGACGGAGGGCAUGGCACAGAGUUUGGAAUCGGCUACCCGGGAACUGACUACACUGAGAGAGGCAAAGGAUCGAUUCGAGUGGAACCUGGAGAGUCAGCGGAAAGUGUUGGAAGAGCAGAUUUCUAAUCUCAAGGUUAAACUUUCUGUGGCUGAGGCGGAUGUGGAGAAAUCAAGUGCUGCAAUGGAAAAUUUGAAGACCCAGUUGGAUGAAAAAUCGAAGGAAUUGAGCCAGGCAAGCGACGAGAAAGAUGACCACAAUACCAACGUAGCCGCGACAGAACAGCAAAAUGCUUCUGGCGAAAAACGGCUGAGUAUACUACACAGCCUCGUUGCAACCUUGAAAGCGCAGCUGAAAGAUGCCGAGUUUACUAUAUCAUCUUUGAAGGCCGAGGUUUCUUCUAAAGACGCUAAGGCGAAAGAUACUCAAAGGAUCAUUGAUUUCAUCGACAACGGAUUCAGGGAUAACCAAACAUGGCAGAUUGCUAAGAAACGUAUAUCAGACGGACAAGCUGCCGAUUUCGACGAACUCCGGAAGAGUCUAGUCACGAUCAAUGAUCAAGCUAGUGUUGUUGCUCAAAAUGCCCCUGCUGCAGGCAGUGGUAAAAAGAGGAGCAAGAAGAAGAAGAAGGGUGGAAAGGGCGGAGCAGAUGAAGUCCCUGAAUCUGCGGUCACUCCAACUACGGGAUCAUUCGUUUCCCCCGAAACUACAAAUCUUGUUGCUGAACUUGAGAAGAGAAUAGCACAGCUGACAACACAACUAGUAGAGAAGGAAACCGCCAUAAGCCGAUUAGAUUCCAAGCUUAAGGGUGAAGACAAUUUACGGGAAGAGAUUGAUUCUUUACGUGAUGACCUACGUGACAUUGGACAAAGCUGUGUCGAGGCAAAGGAUAAGGUCAAGGAACUUCUGACGGAGAAGAGGGCUCUUGAGAAGACUAUCCAGGAACUAGAAAAGGAGUUAAUUGAUCUACGAUCAAGCGCAGCAUCAAGCUCUUGUCAAGCUGAGGACGCGCACAAAGACCUAGCCGCCGAAUUUGAAGAGCUGAAGAUAAAAGCCACAGCACUGCAAACAGACCUUUCCGCUGCUCAACAACUCGCUGCAUCGCGGUUUAAAGAUUUAACUGACCUGAGAGAAACACUUCAGAAAGUUCAGCCGGAAUUGAGGAAUCUCCGCGCUGAAUCAGCCGAACUUAAAACGUCAAAGGAGGAACUGAAGAACAAAACCAAUGACCUGAAGCGCUUGGAGAGACGACACGAAGACGUUCGAUCUGAAAUGAAGAGUUUAAGAGGUAGGAUUGGGGAACAAGAAGCAGAAAUCAAAGCCCUGAAUCAAAAUGUCACGCAGGAAAUGACCAGCCGCGUCAAGGCAGAGCAAGCGUUGGAAGUUGCGCAAUCUGAUCUACGCUACUCUGAAAGUAAAAAGCAGGAGGCUCUAGAGACGAACGAGAAGACAACGAAAAGCCUCUCGAACACACAGGAAGAGCUAAGAUUAUCACAAACGAGAUUGGCAGAGGUAGAGGAGCACGUGAAACAGCUGAAUAGAGACAUCGAAAGCUUACGAGAUGAAAUCCAAUUGAAAACCGCGCAGCAUGCCAGCGCGCAAAGCCUCAUGAAUAGCAUGCGCGAUCAAACAUCUGAGAUGGCAAUGCAGGUUAAAGAAGCCCGCGAACGCUGUGACAGCCUCGAGGAGGAAGUUGCUGAUGCUCACCGUCUGCUCUCAGAGCGCACCCGAGAGGGCGAAACAAUGCGACGGCUGCUAGCAGACGUCGAGAUGAAGACAGAUGCCAAGGUCCGCGAAUUCAAAGAUCGACUAGAAGCCGCCAUUGAAGAGCGUGAUCGGGCGGAAGAUGAGGCUAGCCUUGUCGGACGCAAACGAGCGAGAGAGGUCGAAGAGCUGAAGACGAAGGCACGCGAUAUGGAGCGCACUUUACGGCGAGCGGAACUGGACAAAGAAGAACUAGAACAUGAGCAGAGGGAUUGGAAACGGCGACGGGAGGAACUAGAAGCCGAAACAGAGCGAUCGAAACAGGAUCUUGCCGACAUGCAGGCGGCGAUGACGCAGCUACGUGACGUCCUCGACGAGAGCGAGAGGCAGAUACGGGAAUUGGAGAAGGAGAAGACCGAACUUCGCCGCUCCGUCGAGGAAACGAACCAACGCCUAGAAAAACUACGUAAGUCCAACAAGGCGCUCACAGAGGAUGUAAAAGCGUUUCAAGCUAGCAAGCGGCGUGCAUUCGAUUCGAAUAAUACUAGUUCUGGUCGAUCGCCGCGGCCGUCGCUGGAUUCUGGGAUGCAGCAACCCCGCGGUGGCAAGGGCGUUUCGCCGCAUCCUCAGGAUAGGAGUCCGACCCCCAAGGGUCCCGGCGUGGGUGGAGUUGACUAUGUGUAUUUGAAGAAUGUAUUGCUACAGUUUCUGGAGCAGAAGGAUAAAAAUUAUCAGAAGCAGCUCAUUCCAGUAUUGGGGAUGUUGCUGCAUUUCGAUACGAGUGAUGAACAGAAAUGGAUGUCAGCCAUCUCAUCUAGAUAAUGUCGCAAGCCCAUUACCUGACCUGCGCAAAUGCUAUCACUUCGUUGAAAAUGACAUAUACCAAACGCGACAGCUCUAUGCGGCCAAAGCUGUGGAGCAGAGCAAAGAUCGUUGACGCCCUUUCCUCAUUUACCUCUUAAGUGUGCUUGAAACAUGAUUGAGACUAGUGCAAUGUAAUAUAACAUGCUCGUGACGUACAUUUCUGCGGAGAGAGUACUGGCGCAAGUGUCCGGAAGCAUGCUCAUGUUUUCCAGACAAGAGAUAUUCCUGGGCGCAUAUAUAUAUAAGAUGCAGCGCCAAUCAACCAAUGACCUCAAUUCCGUAUCUUCCCCAUAUGUCAUAUUUUAGCUGGAGGUUAUCUUCGCAACCUGACGACACUGCAAUGCGUUCUAGCGAAAUCGAAGCUCUAUGUCCACUCUGCUACUUUAACAGACCUCUUAACUCCGCAGGCUAGACUCAAUUAUUGACACUUUGGUUAUCGAUCAUUUGGACGGGGAACAAGUAGACUCGUGGCAUGCCCCCGGACUUCGUUACGUUCAAUUCACUUUUGUUGUCCCCGGCUUCUUGUAUUCCCUGUCUCACUUGUAAGUCGUAACACCGCCGGUAUGCCAUCGUGGAUGUUUUCAUAGCCGAUAAUUGUCAUCCCGGAGGGUAAACAGGAGGCCCUCGUGCGAAGCUUUUAGGAGUAAAUAUGAUACAAAUCAAGAAUGAUUACACACACAUUUGAUAUAACGAAUCCUUGCACCCGUUUAAGAAGAGCCUUUAAACUUCCUGUGUGCCGUGACAUCUAGUGACAGCCCGUUCUUGUUAAUCAACUUCACUCUGUGCAAGAGUUGCCAGGUGGAUUCAAGCCAAGUGCUCUAAGCUCAUCAACAUCCACAAGAGCUAAGAAGUACUCUCUCUUAAAGCGGAAUCAGUGUAGGGACUCCUUAAGAUUGUUUUGAAAACUCUGGAUUAGUGUAUUCUUUAAUGCGCGAGACAAACCUGUUGAAAGCCCUCCAUGCACAGGUGAGGAUAAACAACCUGUGCACGCAUACAUGAUAAAUCCCCUCCGUACCAGCUCGUCAAGCCACCAAAAAAGAAAAAAAAUUGGGUUAAUUUAUUAGGAGCUGGACGCUUGAUGCUAGUAGUAAGUGUCAGGCGCUUUUCUCAUUUCUAAGAGAAAUCCAUUUGGCGUUGACUCGACCCAAAUCUAGGAGGCCGCGAACCACGGUCCUCGACCUGUGCUGAAGGUUGGGAUACAGUCUUAGAGACUUCAAACAAGCUUGCUCAAUUUAGCAUGUACUGGCCUCUCAUGACCGGCCAUCUAUAAACUAGAGGAAACACUGCGCUGUUUGCGUGGUUCUGUAUUCGGAAGAAUGAUAAUAUCACAUUUGUAAAAUUAUGCACGCAACGAUUACAACUAAUAUUAUCAUCGCAUUCAUUAUGGGUUUCUGCGCAAGAAAAGUAAAAUUAAUUACUAUAUAACCAUAGAAAUGUAGUAAACCGUGGUUAGUGAUUUAAAAAUUAAGUUACUCGUCAUCUUCCGCCAACAAGACUUUCAAGUGAAAUUAUCCGUGUUU